UUCCGGUGAAUUUCUCUGGAUCUCAAGAAGGUGGUCCCGAAAACUUUGGCCGUACCACUGUAUCAAACCUGCCUACCGACUCACCGUUGCUAUGGGUUCAUACGGUGUUCUCGGUACUCUACCUUUGCAUUGUGCUGGUAUUCAUGAGACACUUCACGAUGCAUCUACAACACAGAGAAGAACAUGAUAUUGUUACUCGUACACUAUUUGUAGUCGGUAUACCAUUAGAAAGAACUGACCCAGCUUUGGUCAAGCAACAUUUCCAGGAAGCUUAUCCUGAUGUAAUCGUGACUGAAAUUCAGUUUGCAUAUGAUAUCACAAAGUUGAUGAAAUUAGACAAGAAGAGACGUGAUGCAGUUUCUUGUCGUUCACUGUGUGAAAUUCAAACUCAAGUCAGUGGACUCCGCCCGACUUUAAGAGCUGAUACAUGUGGUCAAAUUGGAUGUUGUGAUCAGUGUGGUGGACCCCAUGUAGAUGCUAUAGAAUACUACACUGAAUUGGAAACUAAAUAUACUGAUGAGAGUAAUGAGGAGAGAAGAAUAGCAUACAGUAGUAACUUGGGAAUGGCAUUUGUAACUGUACAUAAUGAGAAAAUAGCUGCCAAGAUAGUACAAGACUAUAAGACUCUGAAGACAACACCACCUACAAUAUCCAGUGUUAGUACUCAACUUAAUUCUACUAGAUGGAAACUAGAUUACGCUCCAUCUCCUGAUAACAUCAAGUGGGAGAAUCUGUCUAUAUCUCCAACCCAGUGGUGGCUGAGAGUUAUACUAAUAAAUUCAAUAUUGUUUGUACUGCUCUUCUUUCUGACAACACCAGCUGUUAUCUUAGCUGGUUUAGAUGAUAUCAACUAUCAGAAGGCGUUUGAAAACUUACAUUCACCAUUUGUGUCUCAGUUCUUACCAACUCUGUUACUGUGGACGUUAGCUGCUCUCUUACCCGUGCUGGUAUAUUGGUCAAGCUCCUUUGAAGCACAUUGGACUAAGACAGAUGAAAACCACAUUGUCAUGAGAAAAACGUUUUUCUUUCUUCUCUUUAUGCUGCUUAUUUUACCAUCUCUAGGACUUACCAGUGCUCAAGCUUUUUUUGAAUGGUCUCUGAGUAAUGAAGAAUCUAUCAAAAUGCGAUGGAAUUGUAUAUUUUUACCCGACAAUGGUGCAUUCUUUGUCAACUAUGUCAUCACCUGUGCAUUAGCUGGCACUGCUUUAGAAAUUAUUAGACUGCCGGAAUUGAUCUAUUAUGGGUGCAAUAUGCUAUGGACAAAGUCUGAAGCUGAGAAGAUCACCAAACGAAGGGAGUUGGCUUAUGAAUUCCAGUUUGGUAUACAGUAUGCCUGGAUGUUGUGUAUAUUUACUAUUGUAGUUGUCUAUGGUAUCACCUGUCCUCUCAUUGUACCAUUUGGUUUGCUGUAUAUGGUGUUGAAACAUAUGGUAGAUAGAUACAAUAUCUAUUUUGCUUAUGCGCCCUCUCGAAUUGAUAAAGGAAUACACAAUUCAGCUGUCAACUAUGUCAUCAUCUCGGCAGUAUUUUUGCAAUGUUCUAUACUAUUCUUCUCUGUCAUCAGACUAGGUUCUCUGGAUCCAAGGACUAUUGUAUCUGCUGUUGUACUUAUAUUAAUUUUAGGUCUGCUUAUAGCAAAGACCUGUUUCAAUCUGUGGAUGGGUUUUAUACCCCAUGCAUAUGAGGAAUUUACUAAUCUAGAAGAACCAGUAUCUCAAGAGGAGGAACCCACUAAUUUUGUACCGGGUGUACUUUACGACCGAAUUCCAAAACUGAAGAAAUUGAUGAUGGCCUUCGUCAUGGUGCUCCACCCCGCCUUGCUUAUGGUGCAACCUCCACUGCUGCCUCUGAUUAUGGGUCAUCAGACAUCUCCACAAAAGAAAAAGCCCCGCUGGCAGAGAAUAUUGAACAAUGAGAAAAAGAAACAAUAUAACAAUGCUGGUACUAAUUUCAGCAUGGCAUCAGCCAAUCGAGAUGCUGAAAUGUUUGAGUUACAGACGUGUAGACGUUCAAAAAUGUAUCAAGUUACACAAUUAGGGCGUGGUUUUGCAAAAGUGGGCGUGGUUUCUAAAAUGUUCAAUGUUUGUAACUCGAUGCCCAAAACUCAAACCAUUCAAAAUCUCUUCAGUAUCUGUUACAACCACUGAUUACUCAUAAGUGAUUGAACUUUUUAAUUAUAUCCACAAUGUUUAUGCUCAGAUGGUUUGUCUAGGAGCCACAAAUUAAGGCUAACCUAAAAUUUAACAGGUUUAACAGAUGGAGUAAGUAUCAGUUUUCAAAAAAACAUCAAAUAUAAUUUUAAAAAAAUAUCAAAGACAUGUAUUAUAAGUACAAUGUAAUGCUUUUCUCAAUACUAUAAUCAAUGGAAAUUAAAUUUGUAGUGGGCUUCUGCAAAUUAAUAAAGAAGUAUUUUGCGCAAUAUGACGCAUAAAAUAAUACCCAUAAUCCUUUAUUCAAUGUGGCUGUUUAAAAUAUUACCCAUAAUCCUGGCUCAGUAUUCAAUAUGGCUGCAUCAAGUAAUACCCAUAAUUUUUUGUUUAAUAUUCAAUAUGGCUGUAUAGAAUAAUACCCAUAAUCCUUUGCUUGAUACUCAAUAUGGCCACAUGAAAUGAAACUCGCAUUCCUUUGCUCAGUAUUCAAUAUGGCCGCAUAAAUGAAACCCAUAAUUAAUCAAUCAAUUAAAUAUAUAUAGCGCCAGUAUGCAUAACAUAAAAGAUGUUAUAGCUAAGCCACACUAAAUGCAUUUGAGACUAAGUAAGUCUAUAGUUUGUCUUAAUCCUUCGCUCAAUGUUUCAAUAUGGCUGCAUGAAAAUUACAUUUCUUUGCAUGGUGUAAAAUUUUAAAACAAAGCAAUAGUAACUGAUUUGAUAUUUGAGAAUAGAAGUAUGUUUGUAUAUUUGGAAGUAUUUUAAAUUGUGUGAUGUGUAUUACUUAACUUGUAUUUUACUAUACACCAUCACAGAGACAGAAACAAAUCAGAACAUAAAUUUUGGAAGCAUGCAGAAUUACGUAAGAAUUUUCCACCCAUAUCUGUCAGUGAAAUUUACUCUUAAUAAAAAAUAUGCUACUAGCACAUACUGGCAUCUAUGUUCAAUUCAGCAGGACUGAGAAAUUUACUGCAGAACAGCUGUAUGGUGAUUGCUGAAUACCGUUGACAGUCUUGCUGUGACUUGUUUCCAACUUGUAAAAUAUAAUUGUUUACGUGAAGAAUUUGAAAGCUUCCCUAUAAUAUAGGCUACUUUAUAUCUGUGUGAUUGUGUUUUGUGUAUAGAAAAGUGAUAUAUUUAUGGAGUGACCGCGACAAAUGAACUGAGUCUGUGGAAAUUAGAGAUAUGUACAUAUAUACAGUAAUUAUAUAUAGAAAUAUACAAGAGUUUAUUUAUUCCUGAAGACUUGUGUUUUGUGAUAUUAUUUUGUAUGUUUUUAUUACAUGUUGAUUAUUUGAAACUUAUCUUUUUAACAGCGGUAUACUGUUCCCAUUUGAGAAGCACAGAAGAAAGUCAUUACUAUUAACACGUUUAUUUGUUUUUAUGUCUAUGCAAUGUGUACGCCCACAACAAUAAUCUCAUUCAUUAACAUGCUGUCCCACAUUUUUACACGAUUCUUUGUAUCAAAAAACUUGAAUCAACAUUAUUUGUUGUCAAAUAUCAACUAUGUGUUUGUCAUAUUCAACUCAGUUGUUUGAUUUAAUCUGUGUACCGCAUUGUACCUCCUUACAUAUGUUCGGCAGAUUAACU
Molecule: messenger RNA, 3737 nt
Organism: Saccoglossus kowalevskii
Lineage: Eukaryota; Metazoa; Hemichordata; Enteropneusta; Harrimaniidae
Product: osmosensitive cation channel TMEM63C-like
Cellular component (GO): plasma membrane
Molecular function (GO): calcium-activated cation channel activity
Source: RefSeq, a predicted model, not a curated record